AUGACUCCUAGGAGACAGGACAGCUUGUACCUGGAGUACGCAUUCUCUUACCCCUCACUUCAGCACAGGUACUCAUGGGGAAAGCGGGAAGUGACAGCUCCCAGGCCCGGCUCCACAGAGCGCUUCCCUGUGGGCAAAUGCACACCUGUGGGCAAAUGUACACCUGUGGGCAAGUGCACACCUGUGGGCAAGUGCACGCCUGUGGGCAAGUGCACACCUGUGGGCAAGUGCACACCUGUGGGCAAGUGCACGCCUGUGGGCAAGUGCACACCUGUGGGCAAGUGCACAACUGUGGGCAAAUGCACACCUGUGGGCAAGUGCACACCUGUGGGCAAAUGUACACCUGUGGGCAAACGCACACCUGUGGGCAAAUGCACACCUGUGGGCAAAUGCGCACCUGUGGGCAAAUGCACACCUGUGGGCAAGUGCACACCUGUGGGCAAGUGCACACCUGUGGGCAAGUGCACAACUGUGGGCAAAUGCACACCUGUGGGCAAGUGCACACCUGUGGGCAAGUGCACACCUGUGGACAAGUGCACACAUGUGGGCAAAUGCACACCUGUGGGCAAGUGCACACCUGUGGGCAAGUGCACACCUGUGGGCAAGUGCACACCUAUUCCUAGUGUAAUCCUUGGCUUCCUCUCAGGGACAGCAUUGUGCAUCCGGCUCCCAAACCCCAAAACACAUAUGCUAGACCUUCAGGCCAAGGCCCUGCCACUGACUCCUGACAGAAGUCAACUUCCCCUUCCUGCCACGGUUUGUGUCUGAUCGUCUCCGAAUCCGUGUCUCCUGCCCACCGGCUCCCCCUUUCGGUCCUGCCCAAGGAGACCUAUGCAUCACCACGCACCCAGUUUUAUACAUCGCUGAGAAUCAAUGUGCACCACCAGCGCAACUAUAUUCCCAGCUCUAGUAGGUUUUAACUUAUGGUACAGUAGGCAUGCUAGCUAUUAAGGAAAGUUUGGGGGCUGGGGAGACGGCUCAGCAGUAAGAGCAUUGGCUGCUCUUCCAGAG
Molecule: messenger RNA, 1011 nt
Organism: Peromyscus leucopus (white-footed mouse)
Lineage: Eukaryota; Metazoa; Chordata; Mammalia; Rodentia; Cricetidae
Product: enterin neuropeptides-like
Exons: 3
Coding region: 1-768 (255 amino acids)
Source: RefSeq, a predicted model, not a curated record